AUGGCCGAUGUGGACGUCUCCGCCUUCGCCAGUGCCCAGCUCUCCUUGCUAGACGACGAGCUGCAGGCAGAACUGGCAGAGACGCAGCUCUUGACGUCCACUCUCGCGCCAGCCAAGCUCCAACGCGCCGGGCUCGCCGUCCUGAACUUGACUGUGUCGUCGCAGCGCACAGGCUUCGGCGGCAAGACUUUGCUGGAACUGGGCAUUGAUCCCGCCGUAGCUACCGAUGGCGAUGCGCUGCCCGAGCAUGGCCUGCGCGUCGGUGAUAUCUGCGCCGUCUCUGAGCAGCCCAAGGGCGCCGAGAAGAAGAAGGAACGAGAGGGCAUGGAGCAGAGGGGUGCCGAAGGGGUUGUCACGCGAACGAGCAAGACGGCCAUUACCAUUGCAUUGAACAAAGAGGACGCAGACGUGCCGUCUUAUGGCAAGCUCUGGCUUGUCAAGCUCGCCAACGAUGUGACAUGGAGACGUUUGAACCAGACCAUGGUGCGGUUGAUGCAAUCUACAGAGCACAGCCCGCUUACCCGAGUUCUUUUCGGUCAAGCACCUACACCUGUAUCUGCGAGCGCCUUGAAAGAAGAUCUUCGUUGGCACCACUCCACGCUGAAUGCCUCUCAGCAGGACGCCGUACGCUAUGCUCUGGCCUCUCGUGAAAUCGCUCUGAUUCACGGGCCUCCUGGAACCGGAAAGACCCUAACCGUAAUCGAGCUUAUCCUUCAGCUGCUUGACCAAAAACAGCGUGUAUUAGUGUGCGGGCCGAGCAAUAUCAGCGUGGACAAUAUCGUUGAGCGCCUAGCAUCGCGCAAGGUCUCAAUGGUAAGAUUGGGCCAUCCUGCACGACUGCUACCCGCUGUGCUCGCUCACAGCAUGGAAGUCAUAUCGCGGACCAGCGAUGCGGCUGCAAUUGUCGCUGAUAUCAGAUCUGAAAUGGACACGAAGCAGGCGUCAAUCCGUAAGACCAAGAGUGGGCGCGAACGUAAGCUGAUCUACGGUGAGAUGAAAGAGUUACGCAAGGAAUACAGAGACCGUGAAGGACGAGUCGUCAGCGAGAUUCUCAGAGGCUGUGAUGUUGUUCUGUCUACACUGCACGGUGCUGGCAGCCAUCAGCUGAAGAAUGAAAAGUUCGACGUGGUAAUCGUUGACGAAGCGUCCCAAGCUUUGGAAGCACAGUGCUGGAUUCCGAUUCUGGGGGUUAGACCGUCGAAACUCGUGCUCGCUGGUGAUCACCUUCAACUACCACCAACUAUCAAGUCAUUGAAUAGUGUCAAGAAAGGUACCGAACCCCGGAACAAGGAUGUCGGAAGAGUUGAAAAGGACAUUGCUGGCCUCAGCCUUGAAGAGCAGAAGGCAGGCGCAAGUGCCAAGAAGAAAGCCAGCAAGGAUGCGAUCACGCUGGAAAUCACCCUCUUUGAUCGUCUGCUCAAGCUGCACGGAGAUGACAUCAAGAGGAUGCUAACCACGCAGUACCGAAUGCAUGAAGCGAUCAUGAAUUUUCCAUCCGAGGCUAUGUAUGGCGGCCAUUUGGCGGCCGCUGAAGCAGUAAGGACUCGCUUACUCAAGGACCUUCCUUACGAAGUCAACGAGGUCGAAAACACGACUGAGCCAUUGGUCUUCUACGAUACUCAAGGCGGUGACUUUGUAGAGAAAACGGAGGACGAAGACAAUGCCAAAGGCAAAUCUAGCGUCCUUGCUGAGAGUAAAGUAAACGAGGCGGAGGCUCUCAUCGUUCGCGACCAUGUUAGCAGUCUGGUGACAGCAGGCGUGAAAGCCGAAGACAUUGCAGUGAUUACACCCUACAACGGUCAGCUCGCAAUGCUCUCUAGUAUGCUGAAGGAGCGCUUCCCUGGACUCGAACUGGGCAGUAUCGACGGAUUUCAGGGCAGAGAGAAAGAGGCUGUAGUGGUCAGUCUCGUCCGCAGUAAUCCGGAGCAUGAAGUUGGCUUUCUAAGUGAGAAGCGUCGGCUCAAUGUGGCAAUGACUCGACCAAAACGACAAUUGUGCGUGAUCGGAGAUUCAGAGACUAUCAGCAGAGGUUCACAGUAUUUGAAGGCGUGGAUGUCACAUCUCGAGGAGCAUGCCGAUUUGCGAUAUCCCGACCUUUCCGAUCUUUCGCAGCGCUGAAAUUGGGGGACAGGGAAGGGUUGGGCGUCGAAGUGCCGGCUAGUAAUACCACCAGGACACAAUGAAAUGUCGCUCAAGUCGAUCAUGCGCACGAGCACAGGAGCAGGACAGGUUAGUAGGACUAGGAGGUAGCGCCCCAAUCCGUUUCAUCAAGACCGCAACUGCAUAUGCAUCUAGGAG
Sphaerulina musiva SO2202 is the source of this 2298-nucleotide messenger RNA. RefSeq names its product P-loop containing nucleoside triphosphate hydrolase protein. The record is from RefSeq and is a predicted model, not a curated record. Lineage: Eukaryota; Fungi; Ascomycota; Dothideomycetes; Mycosphaerellales; Mycosphaerellaceae. The coding region runs from base 1 to 2118 and encodes 705 amino acids. Gene Ontology annotation, molecular function: ATP hydrolysis activity; 5'-3' DNA helicase activity; RNA binding. The transcript is spliced from 6 exons.